Molecule: messenger RNA, 3345 nt
Organism: Sesamum indicum (sesame)
Lineage: Eukaryota; Viridiplantae; Streptophyta; Magnoliopsida; Lamiales; Pedaliaceae
Source: RefSeq, a predicted model, not a curated record
UUCCCACUUCAAAACACACACACACACCCUCCUUUCUAAAAUGGUAUUUUUCUCAACAGCAAGUCCAGUCAACUCCACUCUCCAUCCCCCGCUCUCACCGGUUCUCCACACUUUCCCUUCCUCCGGGCUUUGCCUGUUCAAAUUCUUGUAUACUCUCAAUCAAACAAAAUAAACGUUUACAUACUUCUUCAUCUUCUUGCCCACAUAAAAAAGAUUAUAGCAAGUGAGAGUUUCUUGGGCUUUUUCUGGAGAGUGAAACAGCCUACAGAGACAGAUAAAAUUAGCCAGAAAUGAUGAGGAGGCUUGUUUAUGCUGCUCCUCUACUGUUCAUCUUUUUGCUUUACCUUCAGUUGGUGUCUUCUCAAUUGCCUUCUGAUCAGGUCAGUGCCAUGAUUAGAGUUUAUGAAAUCUUUCAGAAUAAUAGCGGCCCUGGCCCUUCCUUUGUCUGGAAUGAUGUUGGGAAAUACUCAAAUCCUUGUUCAUGGAAGGGGGUCUAUUGCAGUCAUGAUAAUUCUUCCAUAAACAAGCUUUCUUUCAGUUUGUUCUCAAUAUCUACCUCUGAAUUUCUUUCACCUCUGUGCACCUUUCCUACUUUAGAGUCUCUUGAUGUUUCUAACAAUCAAUUGAGCUCUAUCCCGGAUGAGUUCUUUACUGGUUGUGGGGUGAUCAGUGGGUUGAAACUGUUGAAUUUUAGUAAAAAUAAGUUGGAUGGUUCUUUGCCUACUUUCAGUGGUUUUAGAAUGUUGGAGUACUUGGAUUUUUCUCACAAUUCACUCAAAGGGGAGAUUCGUUUACAGUUGGAUGGACUGGAUUCUCUUAGGACUCUGAACCUUAGCCACAAUAUAUUCACAGGAACUGUUCCCACAAACCUCGGAAAGUUGAAUCUUUUAGAGGAACUUCAGCUUUCUGCCAAUUUUUUUAGUGGUGAAAUUCCGCCACAGAUUAUAAGACACAGAAAUCUGAGGUUGAUUGAUCUCAGUUUCAAUGGACUCUCAGGCUCGAUUCCACAAGAAUUGGGGGAACUCACCAGGUUGGAAACAUUGUUGCUAUCUGUCAACAAUUUGUCCGGUGGAAUUCCCUCAUCACUUUCCAAUGUCACAACACUCCUGAGAUUUGCAGCAAAUCAAAACAAAUUUAAUGGGACUAUUCCAUCUGGGAUUACUUCGUACCUCGGAAGUUUAGACCUAAGUUUUAAUAAGCUGACAGGAACAAUCCCAUCUGAUUUGCUAUCCGGCUCCAAUCUGCAGUCUCUCGACUUGUCAUACAAUGAACUGGAAGGCUCAAUACCUGCAAACAUUUCAACUAGGUUAUUCAGAUUGAGAUUAGGAAGCAAUUCUCUCAAUGGGAUGCUUCCGGCUGGAUCAUUGAGUAGUCUUGUAGAAUUGAUGUACUUGGAGCUGGAUAACAACAGCUUGACUGGACCAUUACCUUCUGAAUUGGGUAUGUGCAAACAGUUGGCUCUUUUGAACUUAGCCCAGAAUAGAUUGACAGGCCUGCUGCCUCCUGAUUUGGGCAAUAUAACCAAUCUUCAGGUUUUGAAUCUUCAGUUGAACAAGUUUGUUGGAGAAAUCCCACCACAGAUUACAAUGUUAAAUAGACUGCAGAAACUGAAUAUGAGCAGGAACUCACUGAAUGGUUCGAUACCCAUGUCGAUUUCAAGUUUGAAUAAUCUUGCAAACUUGGACUUGCAAGGUAAUAAUCUCAUUGGUCCUAUACCCGAUUCCAUUGGGAGCAUAGAUUCUCUGAGAGAACUCCAGCUGGGAAAGAACCAACUUAGUGGACAAGUUCCAACCAUGCCACAAAAACUGCAAAUUGCAUUGAAUCUGAGCUACAAUCUCUUUAGUGGACCUAUUCCUAUUACUCUGUCAAGAUUGAUGGAAUUGGAGGUUUUGGACCUAUCUAACAAUAGAUUUUCGGGCAAGAUACCAGAGUUCCUGUCUGGAAUGACCAGCUUAACUCAAUUGGUACUAUCGAACAACGAACUCUCUGGACUUAUUCCAACAUUUGGGAAUUAUGUUGCAGUUGAUACAAAGGGAAAUAAGGAUCUGAUUUAUCCGAAAUCAAAUCCUCCUCCUGCACCCCAAAGAAAGAGGAAAUCACUUACCUCAGACGUUGUCAUUGCAGUUGCAAGUGCUGCCAUGGCUAUUGGUUUAUUGAUGAUCAUAGCUGUAUUCAUUUCAAGAAAAUAUAACAGGAUCAAUGAUGAAAAUAUGCAGGCUGUAGAAGAUUCUGCUCCCCCAGAGGUCGUCCGUGGAAACUUAUUGACUCCAAACAGCAUCCACAGGUCAAAUAUUGAUUUCAGGAAAGCAAUGAAAGCAGUGGCUGAUCCCUCAAAUAUCAUGUUGAAGACAAGAUUCUCAACUUACUAUAAAGCUAUGAUGCCAUCAGGCGUCAGUUAUUUUGUUAAGAAGCUUAACUGGAGUGACAAGAUAUUCCAAUUGGGAAGCCAUGAAAAGUUUGGGGAGGAGCUGGAAGUUCUUGGAAAGUUGUGUAAUUCAAAUGUGAUGGUCCCACUUGCAUAUGUCUUGACAGUAGACAGUGCUUAUCUUUUUCUAGAUUGGGCGAGCCGUUACAGCAUUGCUAUUGGAGUCUCUCAGGGUUUGGCUUUUCUCCAUGAGCGCAACUCUGGUCCAAUUCUUCUCCUUGAUCUUUCAAGCAGAAGUAUCAUGUUGAAGUCCCUGAAUGAGCCUCAAGUUGGAGAGAUUGAGCUGUGCAAAGUGAUUGAUCCUUUAAAGAGCACCAGCAAUCUUUCUACUGUUGCUGGUUCUGUUGGUUAUAUUCCUCCAGAGUAUGCUUACACGAUGAGAGUCACAGCAGCUGGAAACGUCUACAGCUUCGGUGUUGUUCUGCUGGAACUGCUGACUGGUAAGCCUGCAGUUAGUGGAGGAACUGAACUAACCAAAUGGGUGUUAAGCAACUCCAAGCAACAAAACAAAUGGGACCAAAUUCUUGAUUUUAAUGUUAGUAAGACAUCACUUGCUGUUAGAAGCCAGAUGUUGGCAGUCCUCAAGGUGGCUUUAGCUUGUGUUAGCGCCUCACCAGAGUCAAGGCCAAAGAUGAAAAGUGUGCUGCGAAUGCUACUGAAUGCAAGGUGAUACAAAUGUGCUGGAGAGAAAAGUCGACAGGUUUACAGCCUGAUAGCAUAUAAAAGUUUUGAAAGCAUUUGUAAUGUUUAGAUAUGCAGGCAUACAAAAGACGUCAAGCAAGUUACUAUGUUGUUGACAUCUUGUAAUCUAAUAUGGUUUCAGUUUCAAAGACUGUGUUACAAUAGACAGCAAGACAACAGAAGCUGGAAAUGAAGAUAAUGAGCUUCUGUUUGGUACAUUCUUUAUUUCUGUGCUUUCA